Acomys russatus (golden spiny mouse) is the source of this 966-nucleotide messenger RNA. It is a transcript of the gene Dusp3, whose product is annotated as dual specificity phosphatase 3. Gene Ontology annotation, molecular function: protein tyrosine/serine/threonine phosphatase activity; MAP kinase phosphatase activity. The coding region runs from base 77 to 634 and encodes 185 amino acids. Gene Ontology annotation, cellular component: cytoplasm. Gene Ontology annotation, biological process: protein dephosphorylation; negative regulation of MAPK cascade. The record is from RefSeq and is a predicted model, not a curated record. NCBI's taxonomy places the organism in Eukaryota, Metazoa, Chordata, Mammalia, Rodentia, Muridae. The transcript is spliced from 3 exons.
GUUGGGCAACCCCGCCCCGCUGACCCGGCUUCUCCCCUCGCUCGCUCCUGCCCGGCGUGCAGGGCCCGCCGCCGCCAUGUCUGGCCCGUUCGAGCUCUCGGUGCAAGAUCUUAACGACCUGCUCUCAGACGGCUGCGGCUGCUACAGCCUCCCGAGCCAGCCCUGCAACGAGGUCAUCCCGAGGGUCUACGUGGGCAACGCGUCUGUGGCUCAGGACAUCUCUCAGCUGCAAAAACUGGGCAUCACCCACGUCCUGAAUGCUGCCGAGGGCAGGUCCUUCAUGCACGUCAACACGGAUGCCAACUUUUACAAGGAUUCCGGCAUCACCUACCUGGGCAUCAAGGCCAAUGAUACACAGGAGUUCAACCUCAGCGCUUACUUUGAAAGAGCUGCAGACUUCAUUGACCAGGCCUUGGCUCAUAACAAUGGCCGGGUGCUCGUCCACUGCCGUGAGGGCUACAGCCGCUCCCCAACGCUAGUCAUCGCCUACCUCAUGAUGCGGCAGAAGAUGGACGUCAAGUCUGCUCUGAGCACCGUGAGGCAGAAUCGUGAGAUCGGCCCCAAUGAUGGGUUCCUGGCCCAACUCUGCCAACUCAACGACAGACUCGUCAAGGAGGGGAAGGUGAAGCUCUAGGAUGCCCUCAGAGGUCUCACCGGGAGGCCCUGGCCGCCAUGCUUAGGAAACACAGUGUACCCUGCUCCCAGCAUCACAAGACACUUGCCCACGUCCGUCCCAUUGUGGUCCUGGGCCACUCCACCCUUAGGGAGCACAUUGAUGAAGCUUGCUGAGGAGGUCGUCUGUCCUUGUCCCUUGGCUGUCCUUUCCUCUAUGUCCUCUCCCUGAGGUAGGAGCUUAGGGAGGACCUCUGUGGCAUAGAACCAUCUCAGUGACCCAGGGUAGAAGGCCUUGUGAGGGUGUAAGGCCCAAGCCACUCACAGGCACUCCCAUGACCCCCCUCCUCUUCC